AACUGGAGAGAUAUAUAUUAUUUUAUUCAUUUGAAUGAAGUGGUCUAGUCCAUUGUCUUUCCGGACUCCGGGGCUGUCAAACGCUUUGGAAGAGGGGGAGGGUGAACAUGGCGUCUGAGCAGGAGAGUUCUAAUGGGCCUGUGAAGAGGUCCAUGAGGGAGAAGGCCAUGGAACGGCGGACCACCAACAAGGAGCACAACAGCAACUUCAAGGCGGGCUAUGUGCCCAUUGAGGAGGAGCGCCUGCACAAGACAGGCCUGAGAGGACGCAAGGGCAACAUGGCUGUUUGCAUCAUAGUCCUGCUCUUCUUGCUGGCUCUCAUCAACCUCAUUAUCACUCUAGUGAUAUGGACAGUGAUCCGCAUCGGGCCCAGUGGUUGUGACAGUAUAGAGUUCCAUGAGAGUGGGCUGCUGCGUUUCAAGCAGAAGGCAGACAUGGGCGUGGUCCACCCACUACACAAGAGCACUGUGGGGGGCAGGAAGGACCAGGACCUGGUUAUCACCGGCAACAACAACCCGGUGGUGUUUCAGCAGGGCUCCACUAAGCUCAGUGUUGAGAAAGAGAAGACGUCCAUCACCAGUGACAUGGGAAUAUCCUUCACUGACCCCCGCACUCAGAACACCUUCUUCAGCACAGACUUUGAAAACCACGAAUUCCACCUGCCCAAAGGAGUCAAAGUACUCAGUGUGAAGAAAGCCUCCACAGAAAGGAUCACCAGCAACGCUUCCUCUGACCUGUCCAUCAAAGGGGACAGCAAGGCCAUCAUCCGUGGCAACGAGGGGGUCUUCAUCAUGGGCAAGACGGUGGAGUUCAGGAUGGGAGGGGACAUCGAGCUCAGAGCUGAGAACAGUAUUGUUCUGAACGGGUCGGUGAUGGUGAGCGUCAGUCGCAUGCAAAACUCCUCAGUGGGGGCCAACGUGUAUUUCGACGAAGGUCUGUUGAGGUACAAGCUGUGUAUGUGUGCAGACGGCACUCUGUUCCGUGUCCAGGUGAAGUAUCAGAACAUGGGCUGCCAGACCUCAGACAACCCCUGUGGAACGGCCCACUAAAGAGACUGGAAGACAAACUGAUGUUACACAAUCCAUCUUGUCCUACAAUUAACAGAUGGUCAAGUAUGGCCAACCAAUGUUGAAAUACCCUAGAACAAUGUGCAGUGCAUACUGCAUACACAUUCAAAAUGUAACACCCAGAAACACUCUCUUUUUUUUAUGGAGGCCUUUUUGUUUGUCUGCAUAUCCGCUUGGCCAAAGAUAAGAGCUACAUACAGUAUUAUCAUUUUGUUUUGUUUAGACUUAGAGCAGCACACUAUAUGAAGUAACAACAGACACAGCACUCUACCAAGCAGUCCAGUAUUAUUACCGGUGUUCUGGGUAUUUAUAUUGAUAAUGAUUUGCUUAUGUAUAUUUCCACUGGCAGCUGUGUGUGACUCGAGUACAAGUCACCCUGUAUUAGGCAUCAGCCACUGAUCACUUAGCCACUAUAUUUAUGUUUUGAUUAUGGUUAGUUAAGGAGUAAUGAGUUGGAGUUAGUGGGAUAUGUGCAAGGGUUAACACUUAAAAUAGGAAACAUAAUUUUAGCUUAAAAUAGGAAACAUACUUUUAGUGCUCCCUACGUUGCUAUCUACAGUUCUUCAACAUUAUGUUACGUUACAACCAAUUAAAAUUAAAAAACAGAAAUAACUUAGUUACAUAAGUAUUCAGACCCUUUGCUAUGAGACUCGAAAUUGAGCUCAGGAAAAAUCCUGUUUCCAUU
This is a messenger RNA of Oncorhynchus tshawytscha (Chinook salmon), 1752 nucleotides long. RefSeq names its product beta-sarcoglycan-like. The record is from RefSeq and is a predicted model, not a curated record. Gene Ontology annotation, biological process: muscle organ development. Bases 108 to 1049 code for a protein of 313 amino acids. Lineage: Eukaryota; Metazoa; Chordata; Actinopteri; Salmoniformes; Salmonidae. The transcript is spliced from 6 exons. Gene Ontology annotation, cellular component: sarcolemma; sarcoglycan complex.